AUGGCGGACAACGCCACACUUAAGUUGCCAGAGUACUGGGAGUCGGCACCUGAAGCGUGGUUCGCGCAGGCCGAGGCGCAGUUCGGUCUUCGCGGCAUUGAAGACGACGAGAAGAAGUUCUGGCAUGUCGUUACGGCGCUAAACAGCAGGACCGCGUCCCAGGUGGUCCGCUUCAUCACCUCGCCGCCGGCCCGGGAUAAAUUCGGCGCGCUGAAGGGACACCUACUCAGAGUGCACAGCCUGUCCCGGCGUGAGCGGGCCCGUCGGCUACUGGACAUUAGCGGCCUUGGCGGACGCUCACCGACUCAACUAAUGGACCAUAUGCUGAACCUCUUGGGCGACGAGGAGCCGGGUUCGCUCUUCAGAGAGCUGUUCCUGCGACAACUCCCCGUGCAAGUGCGCACCGCCCUCGGCAACUCCGACGUCUCGGACCCGCGCGCUCUCGCAGAGGAGGCAGAAGCCUAUUUUACUGCGACCCCUCAUACGGCGCACGAGCAAGUGGCGCCGGUGCAAGCACCUUCCGAGUACCUGGCCCCUGCGCGCGAGAUGCGCGCAUCAGCCGACCAGCGGGGGAGUCGACGGGAGCGCGACCAUCGAGAAGUGGCCGGGGUGGCGGGCACUCCCAACCAGCUGCUUUUUGUGGUGGAUUCUCUCUCCGGUCGCAAGUUUCUGUGCGACACCGGCGCGCAGAGGAGCGUGAUACCGGCAGCGCCUGGGGAGCAGGCUGAUGCUUCACCCGGUCCAGCACUCCGUUCAGCGGAUGAUACGCCUAUACGGACGUAUGGAUUAAAGACUUUGGAUUUGCGUUUUGGCAGUCAACGGUUCGUGUGGGAGUUUGUCGUCGCGGACGUCGCCUUUCCCCUCCUUGGGGCGGACUUCCUUUGUGCGCACAACCUGCUGGUGGACGUUGUUAAUGGACGCUUGGUGGACGCUCGGACAUUCCUUUCCAUUCCCGGGGUCAGGGGUGCGGCCGGACUUAUUUGCCUUUCCAACUCGCUCGCGGAGGACAAUGUGUUUUGCCGGUUGUUACGUGAGUACCCAGACCUCACCCGCCCUACCUUCUCCGCCGUCUCCGCUAAACACGGUGUCGUUCACCGCAUUGUCACUUCUGGCGCACCAGUGCAUGCCCGCGCGCGUCGCCUCGAUCCGGCUAAACUGUCUGUGGCUCGGGCCGAGUUCGAGAACAUGGAGCGGCUGGGGAUUGUUAGACGCUCCAGCAGCCCCUGGUCGUCUCCGCUACACAUUGUGCCCAAGCACGACGGAGGGUGGAGGCCGUGCGGGGAUUAUCGUCGUCUUAACGACGUCACCACGCCCGACCGAUACCCUGUGCCUCACGUGCAGGACUUUUCGGCGCACCUCGCCGGUUGCGUCGUGUUCUCCAAGAUCGACCUGGUGCGCGGCUAUCAUCAAGUGCCUGUUCACCCCACCGAUGUUCCCAAAACGGCCGUCAUUACGCCGUUCGGACUUUUCGAGUUUUUGAGGAUGCCGUUCGGGUUGAAAAACGCUGCGCAGUCUUUCCAGCGGUUAAUGGACUCAGUUCUACGGGACAUGCCGUCCGUGUUCGUCUACCUGGACGACAUUCUUGUUGCCAGCGAGGGCGUUCAGGAACACUUACAGCAUCUGAGGGACUUGUUUGAGAGACUGAACGCCCACGGUCUUAUCGUGAACCCCGCGAAGUGCGUUUUUGGGGUCGAGUCUGUACAGUUCCUCGGCCAUCUCGUGGACAAAGACGGCGUGGUUCCACUCCCCUCCAAAGUAGAGGCCGUCACCGGUUUCGCACGUCCACGGUUGGCGCGGGGACUCAGGGAAUUUUUGGGGAUGGUGGCUUACUACCACCGUUUCAUACGUCACGCGGCGCACGUCAUGCGCCCACUGUACGAAGCGCUCAGAGGUACGUCUCCCAGCCAGGUCAUUGAAUGGUCGGCGGACAGGUUGGCGGCGUUCGAGGCUACCAAAGCUGCACUCGGACAGGCGGCGUUGCUGGCACAUCCUCGGCCCGACGCCGACGCGUCUGAUUACGCAGUGGGGGCGGUCCUUGAGCAGUGGGUUGACGGCGCCUGGCAGCCACUUGCCUUUUUUAGUCGCCAAUUGGCGCCUCGUGAGCGCAAGUAUAGCGCUUUCGAUAGAGAGUUAUUGGCCCUUUGGUUAGCGGUGCGUCAUUUCCGUUUUCUUUUGGAGGGCCGUGACUUCACCGCGUACACGGAUCACAAACCCCUCUCGUUCUCGAUGUCGCGCACGGCGGAACCGUGGUCUGCGCGGCAACAGCGACAACUUUCGUAUAUUUCGGAGUUUACCACCGACAUCAGACACGUCUCGGGGAAGGCCAACGUAGUGGCUGACUGUCUGUCCAGGGCGAUCGCCAGCACGGUCCAGCUUGGUUUGGACUAUGCCGCCAUGGCACGGGAUCAAGAGCAUGAUGACAGCGUGCGGGCUCUCCGUUCUGCAACCUCUGGCCUUCACGUGCAGCGCGUUCCAGUUGGCGACUCGGGUGCCGUUUUAUGGUGCGACGUUUCUUCCGGUGUUGCUCGCCCUUUAGUCCCUGCACGCUGGCGGCGCAAGGUGUUCGAUGCGGUACAUUGUCUUUCCCACCCGGGUCGUAAACCGUCCGCAAGACUGGUGUCCCAAAAGUUCGUGUGGCGUGGUCUCAAGAAGGACGUGCUGGCGUGGUCCGAUUCCUGCGUUGCUUGCCAACGAGCCAAGGUGCAGUGCCACAUCAAGAUGCCCCUCGAAACCUUUCAGGUACCUGAGCGCCGUUUCGACCACGUCAAUAUUGACUUGGUUGGGCCGCUGCCCGAGUCACAGGGGUUCACGCAUCUGCUCACUAUGGUUGAUAGGACCACACGUUGGCCCGAGGCCGUUCCACUGUCGUCCACGUCCACGGCGGACGUAGCGCGGGCGUUUAUUGGUACGUGGGUGGCACGUUUUGGAACACCUUCUGACCUUUCGUCAGACAGAGGCGUGCAGUUUACGUCCGAGCUUUGGGGCGCUGUUGCCGGCAGCUUGGGAGUUAAACUGCACCGCACCACUGCUUAUCACCCGCAGGCGAAUGGGCUGUGCGAACGUUUUCACCGUUCCAUGAAAGCUUCACUUCGUGCGUCUUUAUGUGACGGGGACUGGGUAGAUCGGCUUCCAUGGGUGCUGCUAGGUCUCAGGUGUGCACCCAAGGAAGAUCUGCGGGCGUCUUCCGCAGAGUUGGUUUACGGCCAGGUGUUGCGUGUCCCCGCAGAUUUUGUGUCUGAAGCGACCGUUCCAUGGUCGGCCGCGAGUCAAAGGGCUGACCUGUUGGAGUUUGCCGGCAGGUUUGCCCCGGUCCCGACCUCGCGGCACUGCGUGCCCGAUGUGUGCGUUCCGGCUUCCUUGCGUUCGGCGAAAUUCGUUUUUCUCCGGCACGAUGCGCAUCGCGGGCCCUUGCGGCCACCUUACGACGGCCCGUAUAGGAUUCUGGAGCACAGGGACAAAUGUUUAGUGUUGGACAUUGGGGGCCGGAGGGAAACUGUCUCACUGGACAGAGUUAAACCUGCGUGUUUGGACCCUUUUCUGCCGUCGGAGGUUGCAGUACCUUCCCGCCGGGGUCGUCCCCCUGGUCGGCGUCGGGUGGAGUUAGCGGAUUCGUCGGUUCCUUCCCCCUCCGCCUUGGGGCCGCCGCGAGUCUCUUCCCCCCGACCUUCCGCACCUGCCGCCUCCCCACGGCGUUGUAAGCUCGAGAGGAGCAGGGAAAUAAAUGUUGCCAGUUGCUGUUCCAAUAACUCCGCCUACGACUCCUUCUUCCUGGCACCACACAUGUGCGACGUUACCGUGUCUCCAAAAUACAAUCUCUUUAUCAUCUCUCAUCCCCAUCGCUACGAUGAUGAUAGUCGCAGCAUAUGGAUUCCCCCCUCUCCUCAGAUGAAGAGUAGUCAGAGGAGGAAGGAGGAGGAGGAGAAGGAGGAGGAGGAGAAGAAGAGAGCGGGUUGGAAAGAGGAGGGGGGUGAUGACCUGGAUGGUGCCAUGUGA
Molecule: messenger RNA, 3993 nt
Organism: Dunckerocampus dactyliophorus (ringed pipefish)
Lineage: Eukaryota; Metazoa; Chordata; Actinopteri; Syngnathiformes; Syngnathidae
Exons: 5
Coding region: 1-3993 (1330 amino acids)
Biological process (GO): DNA integration
Molecular function (GO): nucleic acid binding
Source: RefSeq, a predicted model, not a curated record